This is a messenger RNA of Phyllotreta striolata, 598 nucleotides long. The record is from the annotation of a GenBank genome assembly. Lineage: Eukaryota; Metazoa; Arthropoda; Insecta; Coleoptera; Chrysomelidae.
GUUAGUUCCACCAGAUUUGAUACCAGCAUCACAUAUACGCCAUGUUUAAGGAAAUACUUACCAUCGCCGUAACUCUCGCGUUAGCCGCUGCUACGAAUCCCCUAUUGUACUCCAACGUGCAGCAGCACCCGGGCCCCGGCCUCCUGGCGCACCCGGUGCCGGUGGUGCAACCCGCAGUACUGGCCCAGCCGGCGGUAGCCACCGUCAACGUGCCGGUAGUGCAACAGCGCGUGGAGCCCUACGACCCGAAUCCCCAGUACAGCUACGCCUACGCCGUGAACGAUGCUCAUACGGGGGAUUCUAAGAGCCAGCACGAGACGAGAUCGGGCGAUGUGGUGAGAGGCCAGUACAGCUUGACCGAUCCGGAUGGUUCCAGAAGGACUGUAGAUUACGCUUCCGAUCCGCAUACUGGGUUCAAUGCCGUAGUGCACAGAACUGCGCCGGUUCGAGUCCACUAAAUCUGAUGGUUUUUAUGAUGAUUGGCUGCUGUUCCUCCAGCACGUAACAAGAUGAUUUGGUCUUUUUUUGUACUCUUUUUUUCUUUAAUUUUAUUUUAAGUUCGACGUACUUAUUACUUUGAAUAAACGUUUAGUAUGUA